Paramecium pentaurelia is the source of this 930-nucleotide messenger RNA. The record is from the annotation of a GenBank genome assembly. Lineage: Eukaryota; Ciliophora; Oligohymenophorea; Peniculida; Parameciidae.
AUGAAAAAUAAAUAAGAAAAAAAGAAAAUUAUUAAGUUUGUUGAAAUUUUCAAAGAAAUAUUAGAAGUAAUACUCAAGAAUAUUGUAGAAAUCAGAAUAUGAUCAAAUAAUUAAAUGGGAUAAUGAUGGAUAAAAAAUUAAAAUUUUUGAUAAAUCUAAGUUAUAAUUAGAAGUAUUACCUAAACAUUUCAAGCAUGGAAAUUAUGCAAGUUUUUUAAGGUAAAAAUAGAAUUGAAAAUUAAGAUAAUUAAAUCUUUAUGGUUUUAUAAGUUGUAAAGAUUAAGAUGGUAUACUAACUUAUGAAAAUCCAUAUUUCACUAAAAAGGAAAUUCAAAUGAGAAAGAUACAAAAAAAACAAUAAAUUUAUAUUGAAAAAUAGUCUUUGGAUGAUAUCUUUAUGAAUGAGUAUGAAGAAUUAAAGAAAACAAUUAUUGAUUUAAAAUAAGAAUAGAUAAAUAUUUAAUAAAAGCUAAUUCAGUCUGUUUAACAUUAAUAGUAAUGCCAUUUACAUUGUAAAUUAAUAAUAGAUGUAAUUUUUAUUGAUAUUUAUUAAUAGUAAUUACUAACAAUAAAAGAAAUUUAAACAAGAAGAGGUACUUUCUUUAUUGAGAGUAUAAAGAUGAUAGUGAAAGCAAUGAAACCUGAAACUUGUAUUUUAAGAAUUUUAUUUAAGCUUCUUCAUUUGAGUAUUUGAUCAAAUGUGUUUUUCCUAAAGAAUGUGAUAAUGUAAAUAUUUAAUGUAAAGAUGAUGGAGUAAUUGAGUAGUAAUAGUAUGUUAAUUCUCCAGCUCCAUUUGGCAAAGGAGUAAUUGAUAAGAUAGGAGAGUAUUUAAAUCAUAAAGAUGAUGAAUUUAAUCCUGAAACUUUGGAACCAGUUUGGUUUUGUGGUUAUUCUGAGCAGGAUUUUAAUUUUUUUGGUUUUGAAUUGUGA